GGGGAGAAUUGUCGCUGGUGAGUUUGGGUUAGGGUUUGGGGUUGGGGUUUGAGGAAGGUGGAGCGGAGGAGGAGAGGGAUGGAAGCCAUGUUUCCAAGGUGAUGACUCAUCACCGGAGCGCUGACGUGGCCUAGGAUUGCCACGCUGGAGUGCUGCCAACGGCUAGCUGAGCUGGCUAAGUUCCAAUUUUUACCCAGAUUGGUCCCUCCUAGUAUAAUUAACCCUAAAUCCCCAAAUUCUCAUACACAUCCCCUCUUCGUCUUGUUCACCUCUUCUUCUUCUUCUUUUAUACACUUGUUCCUGUUCAUGCACUCUCAUCCGGGGCUGCUACUCAUGUCGAUAAUGGGUGGAGGUAGCACUGCAGGUGGAAGCUCUGUUCGUUCCCCAUCUAGCUGGAACCGGAGUAGAACGCAAAUGAAGAGCAGAAGAUCGGCCCUGCCAGAAUGGUGCGGCUGUGGCUGUAGGCCAGUUCUCAGAUGGUCUGGCACAGAUUCAAAUCCGAAUAAACCGUUCUAUGGCUGCCCCAAUUAUAAUACAAGUGGGAAGAGAUGGUGCGGGCUUUUUGUGUGGGCAGAUUCUGUGAAUGAGGAACAGGUUGAAAAGUCAGAAUCGUGUGGUGAUGAAGUGAAGAUCAACGUUGAUUGGAGGCUUCGAAGGUUGGAGGAGGAUGUCCAGAUGCAAAAAGUGAUGACCCAGUUGUUAGUGUUAGCUCUGUGUGUAUUGACAGUGUUGUUGGUGAUCCUGUAUUGUAAAUGAUGAAUGAAUUGGUGGUUUUGGGUUCGUUGUUAUCAACAUUUGUAAAAAUCUACUUCUUGAUGGAAUGAAAAGUGCU
Molecule: messenger RNA, 832 nt
Organism: Arachis ipaensis
Lineage: Eukaryota; Viridiplantae; Streptophyta; Magnoliopsida; Fabales; Fabaceae
Source: RefSeq, a predicted model, not a curated record